AUGGUAGCCGAGGUUUUAGAUGUAGUUUUAGAACCUCCCGAAGAAAGGCCGUUUGAAGUCCUAAGGGCAGCAAUAUUGGAACUCUCGGGGAGCUCUAACAAAGAGCGAAUCCGACGCGUACUGAAGGACAUGUCUUUGGGCGACCGGAAGCCCUCGCAACUUUACAGGCUCAUGUGUAAUGAGAUGGGCAAUAUCCCUCACGACGAUGCGUUCGUUAUGGAACUGUGGUUACAAAAGUUACCACAAGAAGUCUAG
This is a messenger RNA of Echinostoma caproni, 255 nucleotides long. The record is from the annotation of a GenBank genome assembly. NCBI's taxonomy places the organism in Eukaryota, Metazoa, Platyhelminthes, Trematoda, Plagiorchiida, Echinostomatidae.